AUGUUAGUGUUAUUUGGUCAGCCAGAAAAUUGGCACGAGCAGGACUUUCGUGCAGUCGAUGAUCGAGUCCGCGGAGGACAGUCUACUAGUCAUCUAACGGCUGAAAAAGGUAAUGGUAGCGAUUCUUAUGCGAGAUUUUGGGGUACUUUAGAUACGAAAACUCUCGGGGGCGCUGGGUUUGCUAGUCAAGCAACAAACAUUCCUAACCGUAAAUGGAACUUGAGAGAGUUCGAAGGUAUAGAAAUUAAUAUUGCAAAGAGCGAUAAUUUCAAAUAUACUUUUAUAAUUAAAGAUGAUCAUCAGACUAAAAACGAUGAUGAACGCUCUACUUUAUCCUAUGAAUAUGACUUUAGCCCAUCCUUUUCCAAAGAGGAUCAAAGUAUUUACGUUCCCUUCUCCGAUUUCCGACCUACUUACAGAGGUCGUCCAGUUGAAGGGGCACCUCCUUUGGAUACUAGUGAAAUCGUCCAGUUUUCAUUUAUGAUUCGAAGCUUUUUUGAUUCACAAAGUGGUGAUUUUGAGCUACUUUUGAAAAGUGUUCGUGCUAAACCAAAAUAUACUCCUCAUCAAGCUGAUUUGUCUGAGAAACAAUUGUACAGCACUGAAGAGAAAACUGACAACGGUCUGCUUUCCUACUGCUUAUGCCAGUGA
Schizosaccharomyces octosporus yFS286 is the source of this 651-nucleotide messenger RNA. Its product is annotated as CIA30 family protein. Bases 1 to 651 code for a protein of 216 amino acids. The record is from RefSeq and is a predicted model, not a curated record. NCBI's taxonomy places the organism in Eukaryota, Fungi, Ascomycota, Schizosaccharomycetes, Schizosaccharomycetales, Schizosaccharomycetaceae. Gene Ontology annotation, biological process: NADH dehydrogenase complex assembly. The transcript has a single exon.